AGGUACCUAUGUGGACUCACUGGGGAGACGUUGAGGAGGGUGUAAGGGUGGAGGUACCGAACACAGAUUGCAACCUGCCUACCAAGGUCUUCUGGAUUGCAAGCAUCAUAAAGUUAGCAGGUUACAAGGCUUUGCUUCGAUAUGAAGGUUUUGACAAUGACUCUAGUCUUGAUUUCUGGUGCAAUAUAUGUGGUACGGAUGUUCAUCCGGUUGGCUGGUGUGCAACUAGUGGCAAGCCAUUAGUUACUCCUCGCACUAUCCAACACAAAUAUACAAACUGGAAAGCUUUUCUUGUGAAAAGACUAACUGGUGCCAAGACCCUUCCGCCUGAUUUUUGCUCCAAGGUUGUUGAAAGCAUGCAGUACCCAUUCAAAACUGCCAUGCGCGUAGAAGUUGUUGAUAAAACUCACCUCUGCCGAACACGAAUAGCAGUGGUUGAAAGCAUAGUGGGAGGACGUUUACGACUUAUCUACGAAGAAUGUGAAGAUGGAACAGAUGAUUUCUGGUGUCACAUGCUGAGUCCACUCAUUCACCCCAUUGGUUGGUCUCGAAGUAUUGGACACCGAUUCAAAAGAACAGAUGGUUCAAAGAAGCAGGAAGGACAAUGUGAUGCUGCACCACAGCUGUUUGCAAAGGUGAAGGAUGUGGACCAGAGUGGGGAGUGGUUCCAGGAAGGGAUGAAGCUGGAAGCAAUUGACCCACUGAAUUUGUCUGCGAUCUGUGUGGCCACAGUCCGCAAAGUAUUAGCUGAGGGCUACCUGAUGAUUGGCAUCGAUGGCUCAGAGGCAGCAGAUGGCUCGGACUGGUUUUGUUACCACUCCGUUUCUCCGUCAAUUUUUCCUGUGGGGUUCUGUGAAAUCAACAAGAUUGAACUUACUCCUCCCAGAGGUUACUCCAAAAUUCCUUUCAAAUGGUUCGACUACCUUAGGGAGACGGGAUCCGUUGCAGCACCUGUCAAACUGUUCAACAAGGAAGUUCCAAACCAUGGCUUCCGAGUGGGAAUGAAAUUGGAAGCUGUAGAUCUGAUGGAGCCGCGUUUGGUGUGUGUAGCAACUGUUACCCGCAUUGUCCAUCGGCUCCUCAGGAUCCACUUUGAUGGAUGGGAGGAUGAAUAUGACCAGUGGGUAGACUGCGAAUCUCCGGAUCUUUACCCUGUUGGCUGGUGUGAACUGACCGGCUACCAGCUUCAGCCACCAGCAUCGCAAGCCUCCAGGGAGAAUCAAACCAAUGUGAUGAAAAAGAAGAAAGCAAAGUCCAGCCAGUACAAGGGGCACAAAAAAAAAAUAUGCUGAACACCUUGAAGGUUACAACUCACUUCUCAGGAAUUUGCGAUCCCUAAGUACCUACAUGUAAAAGAAAAAAGGUGACGUUCCAAAACUUGCCUGGAG
Rhincodon typus (whale shark) is the source of this 1388-nucleotide messenger RNA. It is a transcript of the gene mbtd1, whose product is annotated as mbt domain containing 1. Lineage: Eukaryota; Metazoa; Chordata; Chondrichthyes; Orectolobiformes; Rhincodontidae. The record is from RefSeq and is a predicted model, not a curated record. Gene Ontology annotation, cellular component: nucleus. The transcript is spliced from 11 exons. Gene Ontology annotation, biological process: regulation of DNA-templated transcription. The coding region runs from base 9 to 1292 and encodes 427 amino acids.